GUAGCCCUAAUCUUAUUUCUAGGCCUUGGCGAGGGCGAGAGCUCCGGCGGCUUCGAUUGGAUCAUUGCGAGGGCACGAGAUCGCCCCGGAUUUCAUGACAUUUCCAUGAUUUUCUCGUGUUCUAGGAGAUGGCUGCUUCAGGCCGACCGGCGCCUGCCAAGCCUUGGGAGCGCCCUGGAUCUCAAGGCAAUUCAAGCCCUUCUCCAUUUGCCCCUUCCUCGCCGACUACGAGCACGGCGGCAGCAAUUGCUAGCUCUGGCACCGCCGCCACAACGAUCGACAAGCAAAAUCUCGCCCAGCAGCCUUCCACCGCCGUUGGGGCCGCUGUGCCUUUGAGACCCUGGGAACGCAACCAAGGAGGCUAUGGGAGCUAUGGAACGAUGAGCACGUACAACAGACCAUACAACUCGGUCGGUGGCUACGGUGGUGGUGCUUACAAUGGUGGUGGCUAUGGAUACAAUGGUUCUGCAUAUGGAAGCAGCUACUUUGGAGGAGGAUAUGGCAGCAACUAUGGUGGCAGCCCGUUUGGAGGAGGAGGGAUGUACAAUAGAAUUGGUGGUGGCUAUGGUGGAUUUGGAAUGCCGAUGGGAGGAGGGCCUUUAGGCGGCUAUGGAGGCUAUGGUGCUGGGAAUCCCAUGGCUCCCAAUCCUGACGAUCCGUAUGGUGGUCCUCCUCGCGCUCCCAGUUUCUGGCAGUCCAUGCUUUCCGUGCUGCAUGGUGUCAUGACUUUCUUUGGACGGCUGGCAAUUCUGAUUGACGAGAACACUCAGGCUUUCCAUUUUUUCAUCACGGCGCUUCUUCAACUGUGUGAUCGGGCUGGGAUUCUUUACGGGGAGCUCGCACGAUUCGUGUUGCGCCUGUUGGGCUUCAGGCCGAGAUCGCCGAAGGCUCGCUCUGUGGCAGGAACAAGAGCCUUGGCCGGAGCUGAGGCAAAGCAAGGUGGUGGUGAUGGUGCUGUCGUCGCUUCUCUUCCAAAGGAGGGAUCUUGGGACAAUGUGUGGUCUAACAAGGAAUCCCAGUAAGUGUCGAUCGAUUCGUAGCCGCUGUAGAUAUAUUAUUUGCACUAGUCUGGAUGUCUUGGUGAGUAUCGUUUUGUGUGAUAUUAGAGGCCUGGGGGAAAAUAAAUUUCUUUCAUGAUC
This is a messenger RNA of Selaginella moellendorffii, 1139 nucleotides long. RefSeq names its product peroxisomal membrane protein 13. Gene Ontology annotation, cellular component: peroxisomal membrane; peroxisomal importomer complex; peroxisome. The coding region runs from base 129 to 1022 and encodes 297 amino acids. The transcript is spliced from 5 exons. Gene Ontology annotation, biological process: protein import into peroxisome matrix, docking. NCBI's taxonomy places the organism in Eukaryota, Viridiplantae, Streptophyta, Lycopodiopsida, Selaginellales, Selaginellaceae. The record is from RefSeq and is a predicted model, not a curated record.